AUGUCAAACUCUGUUGACACUGCUCGACCUCGCGACUUCAUUGGAUAUGGAGAGAACACACCUGCUUUUAGCUGGCCUGGAGGCAAAAAGGUUGCCAUAAACUUCGCUAUCAACUAUGAGGAGGGUACUGAGCGCAACCCACUUGCUGGUGACAGUGCUCGUGAUUCACGGACUUGGGUGAGAAGUGCGCUACCAGAGAACGAGCGCGAUCUCAUGCAGGAGGGUGAAUAUGAAUACGGCACUCGCGUCGGAAUAUGGCGAUUGCUGCGCAUUUUCACCGAAUUCAACGUUCCGUACAGUGUUUUCUUGUCAUCAGAAGCAUUGGUGGCCAAUCCUCCAUUCGCAGAGAAGUUGAAGACCGAAAACUGCGACAUUGUUUCUCAUGGCACGCGGUCGAUUAGUCGCGUUGGACUCACGGAAGACAUGGAGAGGAAAGAUCUUCGCCAAUGCAUCGACCAGACAUUGGAGUUGACGGGAAAGAAGAUCUUAGGCGCGUUUCCGAGGCCACCUAUCACUGAGAAUAGCCGACGGGUUAUGGCUGAAGAAGGCCUUCUAUUCGACUCAGCUACCUCGAAUGACGACCGCCCGUACUUUGCAGAUGUUUCUGGUCGACCAAUGUUGGUUCUUCCGUACGCUGUAGACACCAAUGAUGCACGAUUCUGGGGCGGACAAUCUGGCCCUGGGUUUACUGGCUCCACGGAUUUCUUUGACUACCUGAAGGACGCUUUUGACGUUCUGUAUAGAGAGUCGGAUCAUAGUGCGACAAUGAUGUCAAUAGGUCUGCACGCACGGAUAAUGCGACCAGGACGCGUUGCUUCCCUGAUCCGCUUCCUGGAAUAUGUCACCAAAUUUGACGGCGCAUGGAUUGCUAAGCGCAGUGACAUAGCAGCGCAUUUUGCUCGAAAGUUUGCGCCGGCGAAUACCUGGAAUUUGGAGGCCAUACCAGACCUUCCCUGA
This is a messenger RNA of Aaosphaeria arxii CBS 175.79, 957 nucleotides long. RefSeq names its product carbohydrate esterase family 4 protein. The coding region runs from base 1 to 957 and encodes 318 amino acids. The transcript has a single exon. The record is from RefSeq and is a predicted model, not a curated record. NCBI's taxonomy places the organism in Eukaryota, Fungi, Ascomycota, Dothideomycetes, Pleosporales. Gene Ontology annotation, biological process: carbohydrate metabolic process.